Messenger RNA from Pistacia vera, 912 nucleotides. RefSeq names its product leucine-rich repeat receptor-like protein kinase PEPR2. Lineage: Eukaryota; Viridiplantae; Streptophyta; Magnoliopsida; Sapindales; Anacardiaceae. The record is from RefSeq and is a predicted model, not a curated record. Gene Ontology annotation, biological process: hormone-mediated signaling pathway. Bases 65 to 874 code for a protein of 269 amino acids. Gene Ontology annotation, cellular component: plasma membrane. Gene Ontology annotation, molecular function: protein binding. The transcript is spliced from 4 exons.
UUUGUUCAAGAAUUUGACAAGUUUAGAGAUUCAUGACACUGUUUUUCACAACAACUUUUUUCAAAUGUUGGGGGCCAUGACUUCUCUUCAGUCUAUUGAAAUUAUUAGUAGUGACCUCAAUGACACUCUGCUUGACCAAGUUUUGCCUACUUUCAAGAGUUUGAAAAAUGUGAGGCUUGAUGACAUUGCUCUCAACAACUUCCCUGCAAUAUUCAAUGGAUCAUGCAAUUCCCUUGAGACUCUACUACUUGACAAUUGUAAUCUAACAAACACGUUACCUGGGCAAGAAUUGCCUACGUUCAAGAGUUUGACAAAAUUGGAUAUAAGUAACACUAUUUUCAACAACAACAACUCUCUUCAAAUGCUUAGUAGCAUGACUUCUCUUGAGUAUUUAUCAAUUGUCAACUGUACCUUCAAGAACACGUCACUUGAUGAAGGAAUAUGUAAGAUGCAUCAUCUUGUGGAUUUAAGCAUCAUUGGUAAUGGUAUAACGGGUACCUUCCCUUGGUGGUGUGUAGCAAACUUGACUUCCCUUAAUGAAUUAGAUAUCUCCAUAAAUUCCUUCAGUGGGCACAUUCCAAUGGAAAUUGGAGCAUAUCUAUCAGUGUUAAAUUAUUUCAACAUUUCUGGAAAUGCUUUUGAAGGUAGUAUUCCAUCUUCAUUUGGUGACAUGAAGUCGUUGUCGGAAUUGGAUUUGUCUAACAAUUUGUUGACUGGUAGUAUUCCCUCUUCAUUUGGUGACAUAAAGUGGUUAUGGUAUUUGGAUAUGUCUAACAAUUUGUUGACUGGAGGAAUACCUGAGGAAUUGGCGGGUUGCAUCUCAUUAGAACACCUAGCAUUGUCAAAUAAUAGUUUGCAAGGUCAGAUAUUCUAGGAUGUAAUGUUCAGAGAUGAAAUUCAUUCACAUGUGUU